GCAGAACGCUGGCCUGCGUUCGCAGGAUGCCACCAUCCCUUGGGAGCUCAACAUGCUGCGCGGGGGGAUUCACAUGCCCAUGAGGCUGAGCGUUCAGGUAUUGAACACCAGGCAGCUCUACGCCGAGAUGGGCAUCGAGACCACGUGGCCGACCCAGCAGCUCUUCCUCGACCAUCCGCGGGUCGUGCGCUCGGAUGUCGCGGCGAACAGGAUGUUGUCGUUGGUGUCGGCGUUGUGCGUCGAGCACGCGAGGCGCGGCAUGCCCUUUACUCAUGGGUACCCAAGGCGCCAGGUGAUGUUGCUAUGCCCGAAGCUCCGCCCCAAGUUCUUGCGGGAGUUCAAGGGCGACCUCGCUCUGUUCGGCGAGCUGAAGGAUGCGGCCUUCCCAGGUGCCGAGCAGAUGAGGUCCAGGAGCCUCUUCAUGAAGAUGAGCGUAAAGCACUUGAAGGCCGUGCUAGACGCCGAGGAUUGGACGCCGACGCAGAGGCUCCUGGAGCAUAUCAAGGCCAAGUGCGCGCGCAUCAUCGGGAGCCAAAUCGUCGAGGAUUGCUUCAACAAGGCCAAGGGCAGAGUGGACUGCCAGAAGAACACCAUGUCCAGCGCUCCCGCCACGAUGGCCACUUGCAUCGACGCGAAGGUGAUCGAAUCGGUCCACAACUUCAAGCCCAUCGAGGUUGGCACGGGGUCGGUUGCGAGGAACAGCGCGUUCGCGCCAUCCACGUUCAAGCCGAGGUUGCAGCAGAGACACCUCGACGACCAGACGAAGGCGCUCAAGCUGCGGGAGGUGGCGGGGUUUGGAGAACCAUCAUGGUACAGCCCAGGGUCACGGGGCAUGUUUGCGCCCCACGCGGGCAUUGAGGUCUUGCGACAGUGCAAGCAGCAGCACAAGAUGGGGUCCGUCGACAAGAAGUUCUUCUGCCGCUUGGUGCACCAGGGCGUGGCCAUCCAGCACAUCUCCGAGAGGGACAGGGCCUGGCAUCUUGGCAUGGGGACGUUGGAGGGGAGCUUGGCCGUGACCUGGCCGCUGGUGCCCGACGGCGCCCGUGACGACAUUUUCAUCAUCGGCGCGAAGUCGGAGAUGAAGCUACUCGUGAUCGUUGACCCGUCCGAGUGGAGCGCAGCACCUAUUCGCCUCGACUCGCCGCUUCGCCAGGCGGUGGAGCGCGAGCUCCACCAGCUCGCGGGCGCGACGACGGGGGCCACCGAGGUCAACGCGAAGGCUUGGGAGACGUUUCUUAAG
Prorocentrum cordatum is the source of this 1240-nucleotide messenger RNA. NCBI's taxonomy places the organism in Eukaryota, Dinophyceae, Prorocentrales, Prorocentraceae. The record is from the annotation of a GenBank genome assembly.